Hyposmocoma kahamanoa is the source of this 1012-nucleotide messenger RNA. RefSeq names its product transmembrane protein 177. The record is from RefSeq and is a predicted model, not a curated record. Lineage: Eukaryota; Metazoa; Arthropoda; Insecta; Lepidoptera; Cosmopterigidae. The coding region runs from base 31 to 1008 and encodes 325 amino acids. The transcript has 4 exons.
AACAUUAAAAUAAACUUAUUAAUAAUCAAAAUGGUGUAUAGAAGACCAGUUUCUUGGUUCCUAACUGAGUCAGGACGUAAGUUUUCCUUCGCUGUCGUUACCGGUACUGGACUAGGGUUUACUGCUGCUAAAUGGGCUCCACAUACAUUACUAAUCGAUAAAUACAAGGAAUUCGUACAAUACUAUAGUAAUGGAAAACCGCAAGAAUUGUCUAAUGAACUCCAGAAGCGCUGUGAACAAUGUCUCGACAUUCUAAAGUUGCCCGAUGUGCACAGACGCCUAAUAACACCGUUCAGCGUUUACGGAUAUGACCUAUUCCAUGCAGGCAGCUCGAAAUCCAAAUUUGGAGUAGCUGUUGGGAUUCCUGUAAACUUCACUUACAAAUCAAUUGCUGAUAUUCUAAACGAUAAUAAUAAUAUACAAGUAAAUCAGAAGACAGUUGACUGGGAAUCAGAAGUUGGUAAGAAGUUAGCAAAUGCCCUCAUUUUACCUGAGAAGGUGCAGCAGUUUGCACUAUGCAGAGAAAUACUUAUGUGUCUCAACCACAAAAUUCUACUUGAGGCUACCUAUCCAUUUACUUGUAUGUUUUUGGCUUACAACGUUUCAACGUAUUUAAACAACAAACUUAAUUUAUACAAAAUGCCUACAGCCACUAGAGGUAUUCUUUACUCUAUUGUUGGAUUAUUUAGUUUGGGGACAUACUUUUUAAUGAAGGAUAUGACAGAAGUGUACUAUGAAACACAAGUUGAUAAAAAAUUAUGUGAACUAGGGCCAGACUUCAUUGAAAGUGGUGUAAUCUUUUAUGAUAAGUUGUUACAACGUAAUCAAGCCCUAAGAGAACUUAUGGGGAGUGAAGGAGAGAGAAAAUAUUCAAAAUUAGGCAACGAAAACUAUUUUCUCAGACAACCUCGCAUGGCUCUCAUCCAUAGGAAACAGUUCUUCGAAGAACGGUUAAAAGGAGCUCGCAAAGACUCUGAAGGUGUUGAUGAUGGCUUUACAUCAACAUAGACAC